AUGGAGAAAUAUGAAGAGAACAAUAGGACUCUCAAUGCACAAGUUAGCACUAUGAGUGCACAAAUGUCUUCCAUAGCCGAGAUUCUCUCAAGGUUGACCCUACCUCCUACCAACAAUACCAACACCAACCAAGCCUCUAGCUCAUCCAACUUUCCUUCCCAACCUCUCCCAAACCCAAAAGGUAGCAUCAAUGCAAUCACCUUGAGGAUUGGUACAACGCUUAAGGAAGUUGAACCCAAGCCCAUCAAGUUGGCGGAGGAUGUUCCUAAUGUAGAAGUUGGUGAAACAAUGGAGAUAGAUGAAGAUGAAAAGGAGGAAGAAGUUGAAAAGGAAGAAGAAGAGCAAUUGAGGGCCAAGGAACCAAAGCGGAAGAGAAACUUAGAGGAACAAAUUCCUAUACCUUUUCCUACGUUAGCCAAGAAGGCCAAGAAGUAUGAGGAGCUUGAUCCCAACAUAGUGCAAAUCUUCAAGAAUGUGGAGGUAACUAUUCCACUCUUUGAUGCCAUACAUCAAGUUCCGAAAUAUGCUAAGUUCGUUAAGGAUGUGCGUACUCAUAAAGAGAAGAUUGGUGGACUAGGGAUGAAUCUAUUAGGCAAUUCUGUUUCUUCUAUGAUGGAUGAUUUUCCUGAAAAGCAUAUUGAUCCCGGUCCUUGCUUGGUAUCUUGUAUGAUUGGUGAGAUUCAACUUAAGGAUUUCAUGUGCGACCUAGGGUUGUGUGUGAGCAUUAUGCCACUCUCAAUUUAUGAGAAGUUGAACCUUGCACUGUUGAGGCGAUCCGGAGCUUGGUUUGUGCUUGCGGACAAGAGUAUAAUUUCAGUUGUGGGUAUUGCUGAGAAUGUAUUCGUGAGAAUUCAGGACUUAAUCUUUCUGGUGGAUUUCCAUAUCCUAGAGACACCUCCCAUUGAUUCGGAUAGGCCAUCCUCCAUCUUAAUUGGGAGGCCAUUCUUAAAGACAUCCCAGUUUAAAUUAGAUGCAUUUUCUGGGGAUUACUCAUUUGAAGCCAAAGGGAAGGUGGUGAAAUUCAAAUUGGAGGAAACCAUUAGGCAACCUCUAGAGAUCCACCCAAUUUUUGGUUGUGACAUUGUUGAAGAUGAUGUAAUUGAAGAACCCUUUGGGAGUGAUGAUGAGAUAAGCUUCAAUAGAGAUGUGGGCAUAAGAGGAGUUAGCAAGGAAAAGGGGAAGGAUCCACGACUUCCGUAUCCUCAAGGAAACAAGGCACCCAAGCAUGGUUCAAUUGACAAGUGGAAGCAUCUCCCCUUGAAGGACACUCUUACCAAGGCAAACAAGAAGGACAAGAUGGAUGCCCUUGAGGAUGUUCCAAAAAGAUGUCUCAAGCUCAUGACCGUCCAACUUAAGGAUAGUCUUCAUGAGGAUUUCAUUGAUCUUGGUAUUGGUUAA
Messenger RNA from Arachis ipaensis, 1398 nucleotides. The record is from RefSeq and is a predicted model, not a curated record. NCBI's taxonomy places the organism in Eukaryota, Viridiplantae, Streptophyta, Magnoliopsida, Fabales, Fabaceae.